UCCGCGAACGCGAAUAGUCGCCGAAAUCCCGUUUCAUUCGGACUUUUCCUUUAUACAGUUUUAACAAAUUAUUUGUUUUUGUAGGUAUUCGAGCUCUUACGCAUGGUGGAUAGGUUUGUUUACGCACAAGGAAUGAUUUCAAACUUGCUGUAGUUUUUCCUCUUCGGAUUUGAGCAGUCCGGCGUCUGUUUCUGAUGUCCGUGGAACAAGACACGCUCCUCCGGUGCCCGUUUGUGUUUGGAUACAGCGCAGAUUACAGAUCCACGGGAAUGCUGUGAUCAAUGUAGGACAUAUGUAACCAAGUCCGCACAUCAUUCGGAGGGUCUUGCCAAAGGGUCUCAAGACGAGGAAAAGCAACUGUAAAUGGAUCGUCAUUCCAGCCUUGUUUCUCUCUGGUUUCAGCUGGAACUAUGUGCGAUGGCCGUUCUUCUCACGAAAGGAGAGAUAAGGUGUUACUGCGAUGCCCCGCACUGCGUUGCCACUGGAUACAUGUGUAAAUCGGAGCUUAACGCGUGUUUCACUAAGGUCCUGGACCCGCUUAACACAAACUCACCUCUAACGCACGGCUGUUUAGAUCCGCUUGUAAACUCUGAGGACGUGUGCGCCAGCAAAAACGUGGACGGAAGUUCCUCUCCUGUAGAGUGUUGUCAUGACGACAUGUGCAACUACAGAGGACUGCAUGACCUCGCGCAUCCUCGAGGUGACUCCACGGACCGAUACCACAGCUCCAAUCAAAACCUGAUCACAAGGGUGCAGGAGUUAGCAUCGGCUAAAGAAGUGUGGUUCCGGGCGGCAGUGAUAGCCGUGCCCAUAGCGGGCGGCCUUAUCCUGGUUCUGCUGAUUAUGCUGGCGCUGCGAAUGCUUCGUAGUGAGAACAAGCGUCUCCAGGCCCAGCGCCAACAGAUGCUGUCUCGCCUCCAUUACAGUUUCCAUGGACACCACCAUGCCAAAAAAGGCCAUGUGGCCAAGUUGGACUUGGAGUGCAUGGUGCCGGUAACAGGACAUGAGAACUGCUGCAUCGGCUGCGAUAAGUUGCGGCAGACUGACUUGUGUACUGGAGGAGGAACGGGAGGUGAACGGCUAUUAUCUUUGGUUCACUGGGGGAUGUACACGGGGCACGGCAAGCUGGAGUUUGUAUGACUACUUGGAACUUCCUCUGUGGGACACAUACUCACCUGCUCAUAGUUGGUGAGGCCUGAGUAACUGUGUAGUGUUUUGCUAAUGUAAUUUUAUUAUUUUCUCCCUCCGUGUGUUAUUUUAUUGUCUCCUUAUGCGGAGACUGAAGACAUUUCAAGGACACAAAUCUUUGUGUUUCUCAAAAAGAGCACUUUACUUGAAUUAGAGUGGCUGUGGGGCUCAGGUGAAACGGAAAGGGUGGUGCAAUGGACGCAACCCCGCCCCUUUCCCACCGAAGCCACGUCCUGUGGAUCUUGGACUGACACUUAAGACUGAAGGAUUCUUAAAGACAGUCUUAUUUUGCACAUUUGUAUAAAACCGGCUAGAUGUCGAUGGGUAAAUGAGGGGGUAGGUUAUGAAUGUGACUGAUGUGUUGCGUUCAUAGUGACAUUUUUGAAGAAUUUUACACUGACACCAGGGUACAACUAUGUUUGUUUUAGUCAAAUUGUACGAAUAAAAAAAUCCAAUGUUGACUCUAACAGA
This is a messenger RNA of Triplophysa dalaica, 1659 nucleotides long. It is a transcript of the gene bambia, whose product is annotated as BMP and activin membrane-bound inhibitor (Xenopus laevis) homolog a. The record is from RefSeq and is a predicted model, not a curated record. Gene Ontology annotation, biological process: transforming growth factor beta receptor signaling pathway; positive regulation of canonical Wnt signaling pathway; negative regulation of transforming growth factor beta receptor signaling pathway. NCBI's taxonomy places the organism in Eukaryota, Metazoa, Chordata, Actinopteri, Cypriniformes, Nemacheilidae. The coding region runs from base 364 to 1140 and encodes 258 amino acids. Gene Ontology annotation, molecular function: frizzled binding. The transcript is spliced from 3 exons.